UCCGCUCCUCCAUCUUCCUCCUCUUCAUUCACCGCCUCAGCUCUGAAAUCUCUGAAAUUCUCGAUCAGAAAAUUAAUCAUCUUAAAUGGGUAGAGUAGAGACUAGUAGAUCGGCUCGAUCGAAAGAUAAUGCUGUUAUAAAUCUUUAUCCAGGUGUUGACGCAGUUAUCGAGGGUAUUAUGAAAGAUUGUUCAAAGAAUGAUUAUCAAUCGGUUAGGUUACUGGCAAAUCUUCAUGCGUAUCUUUUGAGGGAAGGAAUUGAUAUCGAUAAGGGGUUUCGAUUUAAAGAUAAUGGUGAAAUGAAAAAUUGGAAGAAGAAUUUUGGCCAAAAGGUUCAACAAACAGCGCCCACGAUUGGAUGAACACAAAUUUUAAGAAUUUCAGAGACUGUCUUGGAAGUCUGGGUUUUCAACAUAAUCCUCAGAAGUCUGAUCUUAAGCUUAUUUGGGUUAAUGAUCUUUUCACCAAAGAGAAUCCUCAAAUCAAAGCCAUAAUACAGACGAGAAGAUCGAAGUCCGAGAAAACAGCUGAUAAGACUGCAUUAUCAACAUCUGAAGAAACUGGAGGGAGCGCCGCCAACGCUUGAAAGAGGAACUGCAGCAAACACCAGCUACUAUCCUUGGGCUUGUACAACAAACACUCCCCCGUGUUGAAUCUAGUUCUAUGUCCAUCUCAAACGCUAUGACUAAAGAAUUUAAAGGUCAGCUCAAGGACAUCAGUUACACAAACGAACUAGUCAAUGAACUGGGGAAGCUCUUGGAAGUAGAGCAGCUACCUUCUAGCAACCUGGUUUCACAGGCUAUUGAAUGCAUGUUGGUGAAAAGCAUGGAGAGAUGGGCUCCUAACUUAGAGGUCAGAAAAGCUGAUAUUGAGGUUCCGGGGCCCUGCCUUGGAUUGCCAAUGGGAGCCACUCAGCUGAGGUCCUCGAUUUUUCUGGAUGUGAUAGUUUGAAUGUUGAACCACACUGGAGUUCAAGUGUGUGCAAAGAGUCUAGUUGGAGACAGCGGAGACAGGUUUGGUAUGUUAAUGGAGCACCUACUCUAGAUAGCACCUGACCAAACAGGAGAUUUGGAGGCAUUCUAUGGCGCCGCACAGACCAAACGUAUUGAGAAUGUUAAUGACUUUAGAAGCAGAGCCAAAGUUGCUCUAAAUCUUCUCAAUGACAAGGAUCUAAAGUAUUCUGAUGCCUAUUCAAAAAUCUGCAGUAUGAGCCAAGUAGAGUACAAGAAAAUCUAUGAGCGGCUCGGGGUGAUGUCUCCAGAUGAAACGUGUGUUAGCACUUAUGAUGAACACAUCCAGGAUAUCGUGAUGGAUCUGACUGGGAAGGAGUUAAUCCAGAAGUCAACUGUGACAACCGGGAAUCAAGUUGUCUGUGGUGAAACCAAAGGGAUGGAAGUAAACAUCAUGACCAGUGACGGGGAUUACAGUAUACAUGCGACCGUUCUAACAGCUCCUUGCAAUCAUUUGAAGGAGAAGGGAGAUGCUUGGAUAAUCUACGUGACUGAUGCUAGUGAAAGCGAGAAUUUUCAGAUGUUACUUAGUGCUGCGAAGCAAGCAACUUCUAAUCCCGUUGUUGAUGAUAAUAAGCCUAAAAUUACACAUAUGGGUCUGGGAGAUUGUGUUGGUGGAGAUUAUAAUCCUUCUACUGGAGUGAUUGGAUUGCUUAGCACUGUCAAAAUGCACUGUAUUGAGAUGUUUCCUGUGGAAGACAAAAACUGGUUUGCGGAAGUGGUUGAGAAAAUUGCAGAGACCAUUAGUAUUGGAGCCCUCAAGUACGCUGACUUAAAGAAUGACAGAGAUAAACGUUAUACAUUCAGCCUGGAUGAGAUGCUCUCUCGGGAGGGAAAUUCUGCGUAUAGUAUCCAGUCUGCCCAUGCUUACAUCUCACGCCUCAUCAGUUCACAUGGGAUAGCUGCUUUGGAGUAUGCAAAAAAGAGUGGACGUAUAGUGCUGCUAGAGGAAGCGGAGCUGACCUUGGGUCGGCACCUUGCUAGCUUCACCCAGGUUGUUGAAAAUGCAUGCUUGGCUCUGAAGCCCUACUUUGCGACUACUUGUACUUGCUCUGGCAGAACUUUUAUACCUUCAGCCUUACUUACCCAAUUUUUGAUGAGACUGGGGAGCUUAACUGUAGCCGGUUGUUGCUGUGUGAAGCAACGAAUCAAGUAUUUGUACAGUGUUUCGGUUUGCUGGGGAUGAACUCUGUGGUAGACAUAUGUGACAAUUUUUAGGUGGUGGUUUUAAAAAGAGUAGGUGGUAGAAGAAGUGGACAUUAACCCUGUGGUGAGAGUAAGUUGUUGCAGUAGUAAAGUAUAUGUGGUGGACAUUAACCUCGUGGUAGAAGAAGAGUAGGUCGGUGCAGUAAAUAUUGACAAGCAAUAUAGGAAUUCAGUAUUGAAGAAGAGUAGUCCUUUAUAAGAUAAUGUUUUUAUUCCACGAUGUUACUACUAUGAUAUUUUUGUUGCCUAAUUACAGUAUUUUCAGCAA
Molecule: messenger RNA, 2483 nt
Organism: Papaver somniferum (opium poppy)
Lineage: Eukaryota; Viridiplantae; Streptophyta; Magnoliopsida; Ranunculales; Papaveraceae
Product: arginine--tRNA ligase, chloroplastic/mitochondrial-like
Exons: 13
Coding region: 1206-2195 (329 amino acids)
Biological process (GO): arginyl-tRNA aminoacylation
Molecular function (GO): arginine-tRNA ligase activity; ATP binding
Source: RefSeq, a predicted model, not a curated record